AUGAAACGUAUUAUUGAUGAUAUUAUUAAUCAAGUUUCAGCAAUGAAAUGUUUUCAAGAUAAAGUAACUUGUUUACUUGAUUUACCAAAUGAAAAUCUGCUUAUGAUUUGUCAUUAUUUAUCAAUAUAUGAUAUAAUUCAUUGUUUUUAUACACCUGAAAGACCAAAUUUGUCUCUUCAUUAUUUGAUACAUGAUUAUUAUACAAAGAUCAAUCUUGGUGUAAUGGCUUUUCAUGAAUAUAAUUAUUUGUUAAGUUUAUUUUCUCAUUCAGAUAAUCCUCUUCGACUUAACUCAUUAAUAUUACAUGAUGAAAAUGAAUUUUAUAUAGAACAACAUUAUUUUUUCUUCAUGUCUUAUAAUACAAUUCGUUCAGUUUUCAGCAAUUUGACAUAUUUUACUGUAAUCAAUCGUACUUCAAAUGAUCUUUGUACUAUGAUGGAUUUUGUUGCGAAUUUCUCAAAACUUGAAUAUCUUUAUAUUACUCUGGUGAAUUUUGCCAAUUAUCAUCCUCAACAUCAAAUCUUGUGUCCUCGAUUGAUCGAUUUUACAUUAUUAGAAAGUGAUACGGAAAUAAAAUUGAAUAAUAUUGAAUCUAUACUUAGUUACAUGCCUAAUCUUCGUAAAUUAACACUGAGUAUUCGUGAUAAACUUGAUCCAAGAUUUUCUCAUGGGCCGAUGAUGGAAUCUAUGUUAAGUAAAUAUGUUCAUCAGCUUGAUAAAUUUGAUUAUACCAUGACACAUCGAAUUAAUGAUGAACCACCAAUUGAAGCUUUUAUUCGAUGGAUAAUGAAAAUUGUAUGUUAUGAAUAUCAAACUUAUAAAUGGAUACAUAUAUAUUCACUUCCAUGGCCAUCAAAUCGACAAGACAAAAGAGAAUUACUCAUAAUCAAUGGCAAAUAUGAUAUAUCGGUUACAUCAGAUGUUAAAUAUAUUCAAUAUAUCAAACAUCUUGAUGUUAAAACACAUGAAUAA
Messenger RNA from Rotaria sp. Silwood1, 972 nucleotides. The record is from the annotation of a GenBank genome assembly. Lineage: Eukaryota; Metazoa; Rotifera; Eurotatoria; Philodinida; Philodinidae.